AUGGCGGGUGUCUGGCAGCACAGCCCCAAGGAGGAACCUCGCCCAGGAUCAGCUGGGCAGAUGGUUGGCAGCCAGGAGGUGGUGCAGGUGGGAAAGGGCAAGGAGGCCAACGCCACAGUAUACAGCAAGCUCAGCAAGGACGACCCGCUCAGGCAGCACUACGAGGCCCUCUGGCCAGAGCUCGCCGCAGCCAAGCCACCAGCAGAACAACCAGUUGCUGGAUUUAAGGCAGUGGAGGCAGCAGCUCGACGCUUGGACAAACUCCAGAAGAAGGUACGAUCGGCAGGGGAGCAAGUGGGGAGUGCCCAGCAGUACUUGGCUGAGAGUGAACGCAAGCUUCGUGAAGCUAUGGAAGCCUCCAUUGCAGCUGAAGAUGAGUUCGACAAGCUCAAGGCCACAGUCGGCAAGCAAGAGGCCCCAGCUGAACCUGCAGCCGAGAGGCCAACUCUGGCAGCCCUCCUGGAGCAGUUCGAGCAUGAGCCUGGCGACUUCCACAAGUGGUCAGAGCCCGACAAGGAGGUCUGGCGAGCAGCAAAGGCCAAGGGCGAGCGUAUGGCCCAGACGGUCAAGGAGCACGAGGAGGAGACGGCGAAGCACCUGCGACUUCUGGAGGAAGAGACGGCCAGGCACCAGGAGCAGCUGCGCCAGCUCGAGCAGCCCCUCAGCGAGGUGCCACCACAGGCGCUGAGGCAGCAGGGUCAGCUGCCGCGGCUGCGCCUAACGGCGCCGCAGCAGCUGCCCAACCAGAAGCAGCUGCAGCAGAACAUGACAAAGCAGAGGAACGCCGAGCCAGGGUGGAGGCCCAUAUCCAGGAGGCGCGAGAGAAGGUCUCGCAGGCCAGGCGCGCCGAGACAGUCGUCGAUGCAGAAGGGCAAGGUGACCACUCAGCAGGGUAGCCGCCCCAAGGCGAGCGCGAAGAAGGCUCGCCGCCCUUACCACAUCGACUUCUUCAACAUCACGACCUGGGGCCCCCAGGCACAGGGCUACCUCAUGGAGAUCAACGACACCAAGGACAGGGACAUCAUUGGCAUCGCGGAGCACCGCCUCCGCCAGCCAGCGCAGAUAAGCAAGGCAAGAGCGGCGCUCAGGAGGAAUGGCAUGCACAGCUACUGGACCAAGGCACGGCCAGGAGGAGGAGAAGGCACUCGAGGAGGAACGCGUGCCAUCACGCGGGGACCCUUGGACAUCCAGGACAGGAUCGCGGGUUUCGACGAGCACCACCUGCACGCGGACGGCAGCGACGUCACGGUGGUGAUCUCCAACCUGCACAAGGUCCGCUUCGCAGUGGCCUUCGUCUACCUCGAGUGUGGGACGGGCUUUGGGGAGAGGAACGUUGACAUCCUCUGCGACCUGCGGGAGAAGAUGGCCGUCUGGGGAGGGCCAUGGGCAGCGCUUGGGGACUUCAACAUGACGCCGUCGGAGCUCAACAACAGCAUCUGGCCCAUGGUGCUGAAUGCUCAAGUAGCUGCGGCGGAGGAUGGCGCCCCCACGUGCUUCCCAGCAGGAGGCGAAGCCAGGUGCAUCGACUUCGCGCUGAUCUCGCAGGGCCUGGCGCCGUAUUUUGACCAGCUAGAGCUGCUCAGGACCGCGCCGUGGAAGCCGCACAUCGGCAUCCGCUUGAAGCUGAAAGGGCGGCCUCUCAAGCUCAAGGGCAGGGUACUUCGCAGGCCAGCAGCAAUAAAGCCACCAGUCGCAGUUGAGAGAAUGCCGAAGUCCAGAGCCGCUUGCAGACGAGCGGCGCGAGGAGGCCAGGAGGCCAUACGUCGACGUCAGCAAGCGCUGGCAGAGGCAGGAUGCGACCUGGAAGAGAACGACAUGGAGCCAGUGCCGCAGCUGUACUACGACAAGGAGAUCCAGCACGUCAUCCCUGACGAGCUGUGGCAGGCCACCUCCGAGCGGGUCAGCUUGCGUGCCUACGACGAGUUGCCCCAGCACUUGCAGCACACUGUCGUCGGCAAGAUGAUGGAGCGGGACAUGCCGGACCUGGGGCAACAGUACGACCACUUCGCAAGCACCCUCGAGCUCAGCCUGUGCGAGAGCAUCGGCAUCCCAGAGGAAGAGCGAGGACGACAUCCCGGGCACAGCAGGCCCCCGAGCUACAAGAGCGCGAGCAUCAAGGCUGAGGUCCAGGCCAGCGCAGCGGACCAUGGGAAGGCAGCUGGCCCCUGCUCUGAGAUGGGUCAGGGGUUCCCGUCCCCCGAGUGCGCCGCCACGGGGCGCGUCCCAGACCUCCACGUGGGACGCAACACCAUGGACAUCCAAGAUCACGACCCCUUCGAGGAUGAGGAGGACUACUUGGAGUACCGCCAGGAGAUCGCAGACCAGGAAAGCAGCGAUGGGUACCACCAGCACAUCGAGGGGCAGCAGGCCAGCCUAGAGUUCAGCCAGACCGUUCGUGACACGCACUGCCCACCUCCUCUGCCAGCUGGCACUCUGGAGGCAGAGGGUACCGAUCACCUGGGGAGUCAGAACCAAGCGCCGCCAAGCCCAGAGGCAGAUGAGCAAAGAGAAAUGGGCCUGCCCCCAUCAGACCCCUGGAAUGAUGACCAACACCAGCGAGAGCGAGAAGACUACGUGGCCAUGAGAGACGACCUGGAGUACUGGGCGGCCAUCUGGAUGGAUAACUUGGUGCAGUUCCCCACGGACAACAGCAACUGGAUGCAGAUCUGUGUGCCUUUCCUGGAGACCAUCCUGGGAGGCGGAGGCAACAAUGGCAUGGUGAGACUGCUCAGGCGUAGGUACCAGCAGGCCGACCUCAGCCACAUCAUCAGGGACCUCUGCGAGCGAGCAUGUGGCCGCCAGACGCAGCAGCAGAUCAACACAAGACGGCAGCUUGCGCAGCAGCUCAACCAGCCUGACCCAGGCAGGCUGAACGAAGAAGGUGCAGCCAAGGACCAGCAGCAGGCCCUCCUCGCAGACCUGAAAGCGAUAGCAGAGGGCGCCCUCGUGGACCCAGGGACGAUCAGCAGGGUAGCAGAGGAGGUAAAGAGCAUGGCCAAGCUACUCACAAAGGCGGUGAAGAAGGCGUACAUCCACUGGGUGCACGACGCCACGGCAGGCAGUGCGAAGAUGGCCCACGCCUACACCAAGGCAGCGGAGCGCAGCCAUCUGGAGGACAUCCUGGAGCACGAGGGCCAGGUCAUCAACCACCCGCAGCAGCUGGUGGACUUGCGCAAAGAAGCAUGGCAACGCAGGUGGACACGAGAUGCGCAGAAGGCCGAGAGGAUCCAAGAGGCGCUGGCCAAGCUGAGGCAGGCUGCCUUGGCCCAAGAGAAUGCCCUCGAGCCCAUCAGCAAGGACAUCAUAGGCUCCAUCAUCCAGCACCUGAAGCGCAAUGCUGGCCAAGGAGCGGACUGGUGGAGGGCUCCAGAGCUCAAGGCCAUGGGCGCCCAGGGGCUGGAAGAUUUCGUGCAGUGCCUGACCAGCUGUGAGCAACGGGCAGCUUGGCCGUGGCAAUUCUACCUGGUGCUGGAGCUGCUGCUGGGUAAGAAGCCAGGAAUCGGUGGAGAGCGCCCCAUCGGCCUCAUGCCCAUGCCGUACCGCAUCUGGAGCGCAGCCAGGAGGCCCAUCGUAGCCACCUGGAGCAAGGCAGCGGCGGGCUUCUGGGAUACGGCAGUAGCUGGCUCCUCAGCGCUACGAGUGGCAAUGCACAGACUGAUGAGGGCAGAAGCCGCCACGGAGAUGGGCUUUCAUGCAGCAGGAGUGUUCUACGACGCGGCAAACUUCUACGACAACAUAGGCCUCGACCAGCUGAUCGAGAAGGCCAGUGCCCUCCAGUACCCGUUGCUGCCGCUGGCAAUGGCCGUGCAGAUGUACCUUGCGCCCAGGGCCAUCAUGGCCCACAGCCUCUUCUCGGACAUCUUCGAGCCUGCCAACAGUAUGGUAGCUGGCUGUGGCCAAGCGGUAGACCUCACCAGACCGCUUUUGCAUGGUAUCCUGGAUGCAGCGCACAGGCACCACAUCUUCGUCGUCAUGCAGCAGUACCUGGACGACUUGGCCCUGCAGGUAGAGGGCGCGCGGCGGCAGGUCAUUGACCAGAUCAAGCACGUGGCAGCGCUGGUGCACGAUGGAUUCAAGCGGCUCGCGAUCCCCAUCUCUGUCAAGACGGCAGUGGUGGCCUCGGACAAGGACCUCCAGGCAGAAGUCGCCAGCAUCCUGGACAGCCUGGGCACCCCCAACAAGCAACCAGGGGUAGUGCGCGACCUCGGCGUGGACACCAGCCUUGGAAAGCAGCUGCGGCGACCCACCCAUGCCUCGCGCCAGGCCAAGGCCAAGCAGAGGGUGGCCAAGCUCAGGGACCUAGCGAAGACGGACGCCAGAGGCGCGGCAAAGGUCUAUUCAGCAGGUGCCUACUGCCAGCAGUCUUGGGACUUACCAGCGCACGGCAUCACGCCCACGGAGGCGAAGUUGGUCAGGGCAACGGAGGCAGCGCUCCUCACAGGCGGACACAAGGCAGGACGCUGCACGUCCACCAUCCUCCUGAUCCAGAGGGGUAUGCAAGAGGCAGUAGCCCGAGCUAUCGGCGACCAGAUCAAGCAGUUCUGGCUCACCGUAGUCGACCACCCGACGGAGCUCAAGAGGUACCAGAGGGGCUGGCUCCUGCUCUACGCCAAGCUGGGCGCCCUGGAACCCAACCGCAGGUGGCAGCAGGCAGCCAUGCUGGAGACCAUAGCGGUGGCGGGCAUCUGGACCAGGGAGCGUCGCAGGGCGGCCAACGUCAACCAAGAAGGCGAUGACGCCUGCGCGAGAUGCGGCGAGGCGAUAGAGACAGAGGAACACCGCUACUACGCAUGCCCUGCCAACGCAGAGAUAGGGCACAGCAACGACACCGACCUGGCGAAGAAGGCGAAGGACGCGCUGGACCAGCGGCAGGACCUGCAUUUCUGGCUCCGAGGCAUCCCGCCAGCGGCCUGGGCAGCCAAGGUCGACCCAGACGAGGACGCGGCGAAGGCGGCGCAGAUCUUCUGCACCAGCGAAGAGGCUCAGGCGGCAGCCCAGUCAGGGCACAAGGUUCGAGCAGACUAUGUGUUUACGGACGGCUCAGGUGGUGCAGGGGAAACGGCCAGGGACCCCCGCCUCAGACGCUGCGGCUGGGCAGUGGUGGCUUUCAGGUUCGACGAACAAGGACGUCCACGGGAAGUGGCUGCCUGGUACGGCACAAUCAGGGCACCGCACACGGUGCCACGGGCAGAGCUCACCGCCAUGAGCAAAGCCAUCGGGUACACCACGGCGGCGACAGCCAGGGGGCUCAACAUAGUCAGCGAUUGCAAAUACGCCCUGGACGCACUCAAGCAGAUCCAGGACCCUGAGGAUCUGGACUACAGGAGCACGAAUUACGACCUCUGGCUCCAGACGAAGCAGCAGCUGCAGAACAGCACGGACACCAUCAUGGGCCACCACAUCCCGAGCCACCUGAUUGAGCACCCAGCCGAGCUGGAGAGGUGGAGUGGUCCCACCUGGUGGGUCAUAGGAAACGAGAUGGCAGACAAGUGCGCAGGCUGGGGGGCGGAGCACGGAGCACUGGACCCAGCCAUCAUCGCGCAGCAGCAGAUCAGAGACCAGAUCACCAUGGCGGUGCAGAACCGGUUGCUGGCCAUCAGCAUGGCGGUGAUGGUGGAGGACCCCAUCAAGGACCAGCACGGCAACGUCAGGCUCGACUUCAAGGCGGUGCAGAUCGGUACGCAGGUGGUGCACGUCUCCCACAAGACGCAGUACACCCAUGGCUGGCUCUGGUGCGAGAAAUGUGGCGGCACCAGCUACCUUGGGGACCACAAGAGCAGGAUCGUGGCAGGAGUCUUCAAGCUCGGCCUGAGUAACCACGAGGCGAUCGAUCUGGACGGGGACAGCUCAGAGGCAGGGGACCCGCAGCCAGCUCCACAGCAGCCACCCAGCCAUCCGCACUCUGUCGUCCACGCCAGCUGGGGGCUCGUCGACCACAUGGAGGGCUACGCGGAACAGUGGAUGAACAUGGUCGACCAAGAGGUCUGGGACGAUAUGGACGACUGGAUGGAGCACUGCGUACCGUACCUCCUGGCCAUCACCAAUGUGGGUGGCAGAACGGACACGCAAGAGCAGACCAGGGCCGUCACCGUGCAGGAGCUCCAGCAGAUCAAGGACUUCUGCGAAGAAGUCUGGCGCAACACGCACCGCACGCGACGGAGGCUCAUGACCAGGAUGCUCACCCUCCCGUAUGGUACAAGGCAGCAGGCAGCUAGAGUGCACAUGGACGCCUUCCAGAAUAGAAGGAACAACAUCCUAGCGCACAGCAUUCCCAGCAGCGAGCGCAGGCCGCUGCCGAGAACAGCGGAGGCCAGCCGAGAGUGGUCACCAGAGAACCUGGACGAUGACGACUCGACCCCAGACAGUGAAGCCCCAGAGCUGGAGGGUGAGCCGAGCAGCCAGGAGAUUGAGACCAUGGCGGGACCUGAUCAGAGGCACGACGCCAACAGCCUGAUGCAGACGGCAGUGCAGGUGGCAGUAACGCUGACCAAGCCAGUGGGGCCCGACCUGCUGAAGUUCGUGAGCGAAGCCGACGAGGUCGGCCUGCUCCACCCAAGGCUUCGACACAACAAAGGAGAAGCUGACCAGGACCCCGAGCAGGAGGUGGCGUGGCUCGAGAGGAACAGGCUCGAGCAGCUCAUGCAGUCGCUGGCAGGCUGUUGGAGCCAGAAAGAGGGCGAGCAGGGCUGGCCAUCGUGGCAGGCCGCGUGCGUGCCCCAUGUGCUGAGGGCGCUGCAGACUGGCGUCUAUCAGAGGCUUUUCAGCAAAGAGUCAGGGGCGAGCCGCCAGCGCAGCCAGCGCCGAGCGGCGGAGGAGAUCUGCCGCCUGGCAUGGCUCAACAGCGGAGAGGCGCGCAGCCAGAUCCAGCAGCAGGACCCGAAGGAGACAGAGCGGCGCAGAGCAACGGCUGAGCAGAUCCUGGGCGUGACUGAACCAGAGGCCACCAUGGACCCCUGCGCGGCGAUGGGGCUAGGACGCAGCACCAAGGACAUGGCAGACCUCGACCGCGUCCCUGAAGAGGAGAACAGCGAGGAUUGCCCCCAGCAGGCCGUAGACAAGCAACGCAGCGAUGACAACCACCAGCAGUUCCCAGAUGUACAGCACAGCAUAGGGCACCACCUGGCAGACCGCAGAGGACCCCAGCGUGGCGAGGGGUUAGGCCACGGAGGACCCCAGCGCGGUGAGGGCUUAGACCGCAGCACCAAAGGCAAGCAGAGGAUCGAGGCGGAG
Prorocentrum cordatum is the source of this 7230-nucleotide messenger RNA. Lineage: Eukaryota; Dinophyceae; Prorocentrales; Prorocentraceae. The record is from the annotation of a GenBank genome assembly.